This is a messenger RNA of Panicum virgatum (switchgrass), 2899 nucleotides long. RefSeq names its product pentatricopeptide repeat-containing protein At4g14850-like. Bases 19 to 2106 code for a protein of 695 amino acids. The transcript is spliced from 3 exons. Gene Ontology annotation, molecular function: zinc ion binding; protein binding; RNA binding. Gene Ontology annotation, biological process: RNA modification. The record is from RefSeq and is a predicted model, not a curated record. Lineage: Eukaryota; Viridiplantae; Streptophyta; Magnoliopsida; Poales; Poaceae.
CAAAUCAACCCAGCCCAAAUGCGCCGCGCCGCCGCCGCUGUGGCGGCGCCGCUGGCGACGGACCCGCAGCUCCUGGCGGCGGCAGUCGAGACGGCGAUCGCUUCCCGGUCUCCGCGACUCGGGCGCGCGGCGCACGCGCGCGCCCUCAGGCUGCUCGCCCCGGCCAUCCCGCCCUUCAUCUGCGCCCACCUCGUCAACCUCUACUCCAAGCUCGACCUCCCGGGGCCCGCCGCCGCAGCGCUGGCCUCCGACACGAGCCCCACCGUCGUGUCGUACACGGCGUUCAUAUCUGGCGCGGCGCAGCACGGGCGCCCGGCCCUGGCGCUCUCGGCCUUCGCCGCCAUGCUCCGGCUCGGCCUCCGCCCCAACGACUUCACCUUCCCAUCCGCAUUCAAGGCCGCCGCGUCCGCGCCGCCGCGGUCCACCAUCGGGCCCCAGGUACACGCCCUCGCGCUCAGGUUCGGGUACCUCCCCGACGACGCCUUCGUGGCGUGCGCGGCGCUGGACAUGUACUUCAAGACUGGCCGCCUCGCGCUGGCACGCCGCCUGUUCGAGGAAAUGCCCUACAGGAACGUGGUCGCCUGGAACGCGGUGAUGACUAACGCAGUGCUUGACGGGAGGUCCCUUGAGACAGUGGAGGCGUAUUUUGGGCUCCGAGAGGCUGGUGGGAUGCCGAAUGUGGUCUCAGUUUGUGCGUUCUUCAACGCGUGUGCUGGGGCGACAUAUCUAUCCCUUGGGGAGCAGUUCCAUGGCUUCGUGGUGAAAUGCGGGUUUGAGAUGGAUGUCUCCGUCUCCAAUUCCAUGGUCGAUUUUUAUGGGAAGUGUCGAUGUGUGGAGAAGGCCAAGGCGGUGUUUGAUGGCAUGGGAGUUCGGAACAGCGUAUCCUGGUGCUGUAUGGUUGUUGCAUAUGCACAGAACGGUGGAGAGGAGGAAGCUUUCUCUGUCUACCUGGGUGCAAGAAGAGCUGGGGAAGAGCCAACGGAUUUCAUGGUUUCCAGUGUGCUCACCACGUGCGCAGGACUGCUAGGCCUUGACCAAGGGCGCGCUCUGCAUGCAGUUGCUGUCCGUUCUUGCAUUGAUGCAAACAUUUUUGUUGCAAGUGCGUUGGUUGACAUGUAUGGGAAAUGUGGGGGUAUAGAAGAUGCUGAACAGGUCUUUCUGGAUAUGCCACAGAGAAAUCUUGUUACAUGGAAUGCAAUGGUAGGAGGUUAUGCCCACAUUGGUGACGCUUGGAAUGCAUUUGCAGUGUUUAAUGAUAUGAUAAAGUGUGGAGAAACAGCACCCAAUUACAUCACACUUGUCAAUGUACUCGCAGCAUGCAGCAGAGGAGGUUUGACAAAUGAAGGAUAUGAGCUGUUCAAGACAAUGAAUGAUAGGUUUGGGAUCAAGCCACGAAUAGAGCAUUAUGCUUGUGUGGUGGACUUGCUUGGUCGUGCAGGAAUGGAAGAACAAGCUUAUGAGAUUAUACAGGGGAUGCCAAUGAGGCCUUCUAUUUCUGUCUGGGGAGCACUACUUGGGGCAUGCAAGAUGCAUGGUAAAACAGAACUAGGAAAGAUUGCUGCUGAGAAGUUGUUUGAACUUGAUCCUCAGGACUCUGGCAAUCAUGUUUUGCUCUCUAACAUGUUAGCAUCUGCUGGCAGAUGGGCAGAAGCAACAGAUGUGAGGAAGGAGAUGAAAAAUGUUGGAAUCAAGAAAGACCCAGGGCGCAGCUGGAUUACCUGGAAAAAUGCUGUACAUGUUUUCCAGGCUAAGGAUACAAAACAUGAGAUGAAUAAUGAGAUCCAGGCAUUACUGGCCAAGCUCAAAAGUCAAAUGCAAGCUGCUGGGUACAUGCCAGACACACAAUAUGCUCUCUACGAUCUUGAGGAAGAAGAGAAGGAAUCAGAGGUGUUUCAACACAGUGAAAAGCUUGCUCUGGCUUUUGGAUUGAUCUGUAUACCAAAUGGUGUACCUAUAAGGAUCAUGAAGAAUUUGCGAAUUUGUGUAGAUUGUCACCGAGCUUUUAAAUUCAUAUCUGGUAUUGUUGGUAGGGAGAUAAUUGUGCGAGACAACAAUAGGUUUCAUCACUUCAAAGAUUAUGAGUGCUCAUGCAAGGAUUAUUGGUGAAAGCUUUAUCUGCAGGAUCUUGUGAUGCAUACUUCUUUGGGCUUUUCUGGAACCACUUCUGCAAAUAUAGAAGAAGUACGUGCAGAGUGUGACAUCAAACAUGUAAAAUGCAGAAUCAGAUGGAAAUAGACCAGCUGGCCAAAUUUAUUCAGGUUUCUGCUCCAGCUGCGGUUGGCGAAUGCUAUCAGGAUGGGAAAUAGGACCACAGCAAAAUAGACUGGCAAAUCAGAACAUGGGACUAGCAAUAUCCUCAGUUGGUUCCAACAUUUGGCAUGGUGGAGGGAGGAGAUGCAAUCAUCGGCUGUGGAGCACAAACGCCCAGCAUGUUUUAUUGCAGCCUUGCAAGUAUCUUGGAGAGGGGUCUCGAAGAAAUGAAGCGCACAUCAUGCUCAGUGCAUGCAUUCAGAGCCCUGUGAUGUUGGUAAAUGUACUCUGAGCCAAGAGUUGUGGUACUGUCUUAGCUCAGCAAUCCAUGAUAUUCCUCAGAUAUUGAAACGCUGUGCGGUACUUUCUCAGCUCUGCCAUCCAUGAUGUUUCACCGUGUUGGAAUGCUGCAUGGUACUGUCUCAUCUCAGCUACCCAUGAUGUUCCUCAGUUCUUGAAACACUGACUGACUGAGGGUGCUAGGUGUUGAGGUGCUGGGCGUCAUAUUUCUAACCUGUAGAAAUGGUAAUAUGAAAUGCACUGACUUUUGAAGCUUGUAAAUACGCAAUGUACUAUAAUGACACAUUAUGUUUAGAAAGUACUACUACUAUCAUCAGCUUAAUUUUUCAGGUAAACAUUCUGCUGCUUA